AUGGCGCCGUUAACACGCGUAUGCGCCGCGCUCCUCCUCGGCUUCGCGACGGUGGCUACCGCUCUUGAUGCACCGCCGCUCCCCCUUAAGGCGUCAAGUCGAUGGAUCGUAAACGCCGAAAACAAGCGUGUCAAGCUCAAGUGCAUCAACUGGGGCGGGCACAUGGAGGUUAACAUCCCUGAGGGCCUCCACAAGCAGCCUGUCGACUUCCUGGCCGAGUGGGUCGCCAACGCGGGCUUCAACUGCGUGCGCCUGACCUACUCGACCGACAUGGCCCUCAACCCGGGCCUCAUGGUCAGCGACUCCUUCCGUGCUGCGGCCCCGGCUGCGGGUGUGUCUGCGGAGAGCAUGAGCGACAUGUAUAACACGGCCGUCAGCAAGAACCCCUGGCUCGAGUCGGCAAGCAUCAUCGACGCACACGCCAAGGUGGUGGAUGCGCUCUGGAGCAAGGGCGUCAUGACCAUCCUGGACAACCACGUCAGCAGGGCCUCGUGGUGCUGCAACCUCGACGACGGCAACGGGUGGUGGGCCGAGGCGCCCGGUUACAACGAUAAUAACUCGAGGUUCUUCAAGACGAACGAGUGGCUCGCGGGCCUGCAGGCCAUGGCGUCGUGGGCCCAGGGCCACAAGGGCGUCGUGGGCAUGGGCGUGCGCAACGAGAUCCGCGAGUUCCUCACUCAAGGCACUUUCAACGGCCGCCAGGACUGGUACGACCAGGUCUCGGCUGCCGCCCGUCUCAUCCACAGCACGCACCCCGAUGUGCUCAUCCUCAUCGGCGGGACGCUGUCGUCGACUGAUUUGUCACACGUUCGGUCCCGUCCGCUCGAUGUCUCGGAAUGGAAAGAAAAGCACGUCUGGGAGUGGCACGCCUAUUCCUUCACGGUCAACUUCCACCCCAUCAUCAAGACGUGCUGGUAUAUGAGGCAGCUAUACGGAGCCUUUGACGGCUUCCUCCUCGAGCAGGGUAAGUCUUACACGGGCCCGCUCAUCCUGUCCGAAUUUGGCUUCGACCAGAACUCGCCCGACAACUUCUACCUCGACUGCCUGCGCGACUACGUGGUCGGCAACGACGGCGACUGGGCCAUCUGGGCGCUGCAAGGUAGCUACUACGCCCGCAACAAGCAAGCCGACUUCGACGAGUCCUUUGGCGUCCUCAACAGGGACUGGAGUGACUGGAGGAACAGCGAUGUCAAGAAUAAGCUUGGCAAGAUGUGGGACACCACCCAAGGGCCGUAG
Molecule: messenger RNA, 1236 nt
Organism: Pyricularia oryzae 70-15
Lineage: Eukaryota; Fungi; Ascomycota; Sordariomycetes; Magnaporthales; Pyriculariaceae
Product: cellulase
Exons: 2
Coding region: 1-1236 (411 amino acids)
Source: RefSeq, a predicted model, not a curated record